Arabidopsis thaliana (thale cress) is the source of this 1328-nucleotide messenger RNA. Its product is annotated as RNA-binding (RRM/RBD/RNP motifs) family protein. Bases 227 to 907 code for a protein of 226 amino acids. The transcript is spliced from 7 exons. Gene Ontology annotation, molecular function: nucleic acid binding. The record is from RefSeq and is marked reviewed. Lineage: Eukaryota; Viridiplantae; Streptophyta; Magnoliopsida; Brassicales; Brassicaceae.
AUUCAUGAGAUUUGUGUUGAAUUGUUAUCUUCUUCUUCUUCAUUUGUCCUCUGUUUCUCUGAGAGUUCUAUUUGAAUUCUCAUAGCUAUUUCUUCAUUGUGAUAGAGCUGUUUCUACUUCUAAGCUUUAUCACAUGAGAUUUGGAUUCUCGUUUUAUGAACGACGAUUCAAUGUGUGUUUGUGAUUGGAUUAAUUGAGAAAUUGUGGUUUCUCUGUAUCAAUAACCAUGGACGAAUCCGCCAUCAAAGGUAUGAAAUUGCUGCAAUUGAACGAGAUUGGUGCAAACUCUCGAAAGCCCCGUAUCCCUUGGACGAAGAUUUCCGUGGAGGGAUAUGACACUAGGCUCCGUGAGUAUACAGUCAAGCUCGUGUUGGAAAAACAUUUCGCUUCAUGCGGAAAGAUCACACAUAUUUAUGUUCCCAGAGACUUUGAAAGGGGUAUCCUCAAGAGUGUCGCCUUCAUGUGUAUCAAAGGAGAAGGUGGCGAAGAAAAGGCAUUGCUGCUUAGUGGAACUGACGCGGGAGGAUGGACUGCAAUCGUUAAGCCUGCACUCUGGCAGAAAGAAAUCAUGGAUCCUUGGCUUCCUGGCAUGCCCAAACUUGAAACACACAGGGUCCGCGUUACGGGAUAUGACACUUGUGUUCCUAAGAUUGAUAUCCAGAUGGCCUUGUGUGAACAUUUCUCUUCAUGUGGAGAGGUCACGCAAGUUGUGGUUCUGCCUAGCGGUUCAGGUUCCAUUUAUCUUCAAGGAGAAAGAUGUGAGGACAAGGCGCUUCAACUAAAUGGAUGUAAAAUGGGAGGAAUGAAUCUUGUAGUUGAAUCUGUUUUGAUAGAACCCGAAGACCUAAAAAAAGAAAAGGGCGCGCCAUCAUCACGCCUACUGGCCAUACUGGCUAUACGCCCUUAAGUUGUUUAUGCAAGGCGUAUGAGCUUAAGAAGAAGAAGAUGGAGAUGGAGAUGGAGAUGGAGAUGGGUGAGAAGAAGAAGAAGAAGAAGAUUGAGCUGAUGAAGGUAGAUAAAGUGCUUAAGAAGCAUAUGGCGAAUAAGAAGAAGAUGGAUAUGAGCACGAAAAAAGAGGAUGGAGAUGGAGAGUUUGGACAUGGCUCUCUUUUAGGAGAAGACGAACCUCUUUAAAUGUUAUUUACCUUUGUUUUUUAUGUUAACAGUAAGUAAGCUAAGUUAUCAUCAUCUACCUUGAUUCUCACCCAUGCACGUAUGAUAUGUCUUUCUCUGGAUGUUAAAAAAAUAAUAGUAAGCUCAAUAAUCGUUAUCUGCUAGUUAUUCAAAGCAACCUUUGUUUUCUAAUUUUUUCUAGCUACUUCAGUUUU